Messenger RNA from Lactuca saligna, 1588 nucleotides. The record is from the annotation of a GenBank genome assembly. Lineage: Eukaryota; Viridiplantae; Streptophyta; Magnoliopsida; Asterales; Asteraceae.
UUGGAGUUAAGAAUCGAACGUUCUUCAAAUUCAAAGAACGAAAAAGAGAUCAAUCACAGUAACCAAUAACACUCACAGUCUCACAUCACACCCCGGUUUUCUUGAACCCAACACCCAGACCCACGCAUUUUGCUCCUAACUUUGUGCUUAUUGAACAUGGUCUGUCCCUCCUUAAUUUUCCAAUCUUUAAUGUUUCCCUUACAUGUAUAUACAUAUAGGUUCUGUAAUUGUUAUCCUAUAUACUAUGCAUAAACAAAAAUGACUUUCUUGAUGUCUCUUAUCUUUUUUUCCAUUCUCUCCUUAAGCUUGUCAUACUCUCAAGCUGCUGUUCGUACUCCAUUUCUUGAUGGGUUACUAGCAAAUGGGAACUUUGAAGAAGGACCAAAACCAUCAGACCUCCAGAAAACAGUGCUCAUAGGGAGGUAUUCCUUGCCGAAAUGGGAAAUCUCCGGCCUGGUGGAGUAUGUCUCCGGUGGGCCACAGCCGGGUGGGUUCUACUUCGCGAUCCCUCGUGGUGCUCAUGCAGCAAGGCUUGGAAAUGAAGCCUCCAUAUCACAAGUUGUUGAUUUAAAGGUUGGAUCAAUCUAUUCGCUCACAUUUUCUGCAACAAGAACUUGUGCUCAAGACGAGGUGCUAAAGGUGUCGGCUUCCGGCCAGUCAAGUGACCUUCCGAUUCAAACUUUGUAUAGCAGUGAUGGAGGAGACACUUAUGCUUUUGCUUUCAAUGCUACUUCUGGUAGCGUGAAGAUCAGUUUUCGUAACCCAGGUGUUCAAGAGGACCCUACCUGUGGACCUCUCUUGGAUGCCAUUGCAAUCAAAGAGAUGCGUCCUCUAAGCUACACUAAAGGACAUUUGGUGAAAAAUGGGGGCUUUGAGAUCGGACCUCAUGUGUUCAAAAACUUCUCAACAGGAGUUCUCCUCCUUCCCAAAAUACAUGACAUCAUCUCACCACUCCCCGGGUGGAUUGUAGAGUCACUAAAACCAGUGAAGUACAUAGACUCAAAACACUUUCGAGUACCCGAGGGUCAAGCUGCCAUUGAGUUGACUGGAGGGAGAGAAACUGCUAUAUCACAAAUCAUUCGCACGAUUCCUAAGAAAUUCUAUACAGUAUCAUUCACCAUUGGAGACGCAAAGAACAGCUGCCAUGGAUCCAUGAUGGUGGAAGCGUUUGCAGCAAAGGAAACUUUAAAAGUGAAGUUUAAGUCUACGGGAAGUGGAGGUUUUAAGUAUGCUAGCUUUAAGUUUCAAGCGAUUUCGGAUAGAACAAGACUCACAUUCUUUAGUGCUUUUUACCAUACCAAGCUUAAUGACUAUGGUCACUUUUGUGGCCCUGUCUUGGAUGAUGUUAAGGUUUUGCCUGUUUUUCCGUGAACAUGGCAAAUACUUGAACAACUAGAGAUUGAUUCAAAGGAUGCUUCUUUUCUAGUUAGAUUAGGGUACUGUAUGCUUUUUUUUUCAUGGGCUUAAUCCAGUAAGCUGGAGUAAUAGGCAUAAUUUAGCCAUUUUAAAGACACUUUUCAACGGUUUAGAUUGGUUAAACUUUGCUUUGAAAUAAACGGAGGUUGUUUUUUCGACCAUUUCUUUUUGG